AUGACGGAGUGCGGCAGCCUCCCCCGCCCUCCCCCUCGCUCCUCCGCCGCCCCCCUCCUCCCUCCGGACCCCAUCGACAUCAUCCGCACCAAGGCGCGGUCGCGGCGCGUGCACCUGAACGUGGGCGGCUUGACGCAUGAGGUUCUGUGGAGGACCCUGGACCGCCUUCCCCGGACCCGCUUGGGACAACUGCGGGACUGCAACAACCACGAGUCCCUGCUGGAGGUCUGCGAUGACUACAACCUGCCAGAGAACGAGUAUUUCUUCGACCGUCACCCCAUGGCCUUCUCUUCCAUCCUAAACUUUUACCGAACAGGCAAACUGCACAUGAUGGAGGAGAUGUGUGCACUCUCCUUCGGCCAGGAGCUGGACUACUGGGGUGUGGAUGAGAUCUACCUGGAGUCCUGCUGUCAGGCCAGGUACCACCAGAAGAAAGAGCAGAUGAAUGAGGAGCUGAGGCGAGAGGCCGAGACGUUGAGGGACCAGGAAAUGCCCGAGGAGGAGAAAGGCUGCUGUCCGGAGCAGAGGCAGAAGCUGUGGGACCUGCUCGAGAAGCCCGGGUCGUCUGUGGCCGCCAAGGACCAGAGCAGCUGCUUUGAGGACCGGGUUUGGCCCCCUGUACAAGUUGUACAGACCUGUUUUAAAAGCUGUCUCGGCCCCAGUCUCGACCCCAGACUCAGCACCAGACUCGGCACCAGACUCAGCCCCAGACUUUCCCCAGUCUCUGCCCCAGACUUAGCCCCAGUCUCGGCCCGGGACUCAGCACCAGACUCAGCCCCAGACUUUGCCCCAGACUUUGCCCCAGACUCGGCACCAGACUCAGCCCCAGACUUGGCCCCAGACUUUGCCCCAGACUCGGCACCAGACUCGGCCCCAGACUCGGCCCCAGACUCAGCACCAGACUCUGCACCAGACUUGGCCCCAGGCUCGGCCCCAGACUCAGCCCCAGACUUGGCUCCAGAUUCAGCCGCAGACUCGGCCCCAGACUCAGCCCCAGACUCAGUCCCAGACUUGGCCCCAGACUCAGCCGCAGACUCGGCCCCAGACUCAGCCCCAGACUCAGUCCCAGACUUGGCCCCAGACUCGGCCCCAGACUCAGCCCCAGACUCAGCCCCAGACUUGGCUCCAGAUUCAGCCGCAGACUCGGCCCCAGACUCAGCCCCAGACUCAGCCCCAGACUCGGCCCCAGACUCAGCCGCAGACUCGGCCCCAGACUCAGCCCCUGACUCAGCCCCAGACUUGGCCCCAGACUCAGCCGCAGACUCGGCCCCAGACUCAGCCCCAGACUCAGUCCCAGACUUGGGCAUAGACCUGAUCCUGGCCAUGAUCUCCAUCCUCUUCAUUAUCAUUUCCACCAUCUCCUUGUCCCUGAACACUCUGCCCGAGCUACAGGUGGUGGACGAGUUCGGCCAGUUCAACGACAACCCGAGCCUUGCACAUGUGGAGGCCGUGUGCAUCGCCUGGUUCACCAUGGAGUACCUGCUGCGCCUGGUCUCUGCGCCAAACAAGUGGGACUUCAUCAAAGCUCCCCUUAACAUCAUCGACCUGCUGGCCAUCCUGCCGUACUACAUCACCCUGUGCUUGACCGAGUCCAACAAGAGCGUGCUGCAGUUCCAGAACGUGCGGCGUGUGGUGCAGAUCUUCCGGAUCAUGAGGAUCUUGCGGAUCCUGAAGCUGGCGCGCCACUCCACAGGGCUGCAGUCGCUGGGCUUCACGCUGAGGCGGAGCUACAACGAGCUGGGACUCCUCAUCCUCUUCUUGGCCAUGGGCAUCAUGAUCUUCUCCAGCCUGGUCUUCUUUGCGGAGAAAGACGAAGACUCAACCAAAUUCACAAGCAUUCCUGCCUCCUUCUGGUGGGCCACCAUUACCAUGACAACCGUGGGAUACGGGGACAUCUACCCGAACACGUUACUCGGGAGAAUCGUUGGUGGUCUGUGUUGCAUCGCGGGCGUCUUGGUGAUUGCGUUGCCCAUUCCCAUCAUCGUCAACAACUUCUCAGAGUUUUACCGCGAGCAAAAGCGGCAGGAGAAGGCGAUUAAGCGGCGAGAAGCUUUGGAACGGGCCAAACGAAGCGGGAGCAUCGUUUCCAUAAAUGUCAAAGAUGCCUUUGUACGAAGCAUGGAGCUCACAGACAUUCUGGUGGAAAAGAAAGAGGAGAACGAGCUGCUCACAGUGGAGAACAACCUCUCGCCGAGCCGCUGGAGCUACCACAAGCACUAUUCAAACUGUGAGUCCAGUCCCGGGCGUGCACAGCCUCAGUACAAGGAGGUGGCCCAGAAGGGGUCCCCGGAGAGGGGGAAGUGGUCGACUAAAAGCAGUCCGGAAAAAGGCCAGGAGUCCGAGUUGGAGAUGAGGGCGUUGUCGUCCGCCGAUAUGAGCAUUGCCAACAGACGAGGGUCCAGCUCAGAGAGGAGAAGCUCCAACAGCAGGUUCCGUAUGCCCACUCCUCUGGACCUGACCCAGAUCAGCGCCCUGGAGCCUCAGACAGAGGGGCCGCAAGCAGGCAUGGGCACCAUCAAAGAGGGCGUGUACGAGAUUGGCUCUCGGGUCGGCGUGGAGCCCACACUGGAGAGCGUUUGCAGCGCGCUGAGGUCCGGCCCUGCGCGCUCCAAAGUGGACUACAUCUCCACCCAGGAGGACUUGCUGACUGCCGUGCUCACGCCCAUCACCUCUGCGGACUCUCGCCUCUCCGAGAGCACGGCACAGACAGCGUCGCUGUCCUCGCUGCAUGCGCUUCACGAGGGGGACACAGCCGCCCUCAGCCCGGGGAGGAACCACCUGGACCGACCCACCGCUUCAGGCAGCAGCACCCCACUCUCCAAGACCAACUGUGCCCAGGAGAGGAGAGCUGUGGACGGGGCGGAGGCGGCGGCAGAGAGUGAGGAGAGGCGGGGGAACCACUCUGGGUGGUCCGUGUUUUGCUUCUGGUGCACGGACGCGGACGUGGACGCGGACACAGACACCGACAGGGACAGUAUGAGGUCCCUCUCGGAGCAGCUGCAGCAGAUGCGGACUCAGACUGAGGUGUGUCUGUACUCGGGCGAGCGACAGGUGGAGGUGUGGGCAGGCGUCAUGGCGAUGGCCAACCUGCCACUGCCGCCCGGCAACAAGUACCACCACAUCCAUGCGGAGGCGCUGGUGACGGAGAACAGCCAGGGCAGCAACCGCAAGGAGACUUUGGCUUCUCUCCAGCGUCUGUCCACAGCUCUGAACAUCCUGGAGAAGUACGGCUGUAAUCUGACCAACCCCAACCGGCCCAAGUUCUGGAGAACCGUGAAGCACAACAACCCCGUGUUCCGAGCCACCGUGGACGCCAUCCAGGGUGGCCGUGGCGUCCUUUCUCUCUACGGUUACUCCCUCCAAGAGGCAGACGGCCUCAGCUUCCCUCAGAACAUCUUGACUCCGGACGUCGGGCGAGUGGCUGCUGUGACUCUGGAGGAGGCUCAUCCACAUCCAGAGUUUUAUGAGAGGAUCAUCCCCACACUCAGACACAAGGACGUGGGUCUGAACACAGAUGUGGUUGGGCCUCAGUUCACUGCUCAUUCCUCCGGUCACAGUAAAUCUCUGGGGUUUCCCUCCAAACACCACUCAUCCAGGGGCACCUCCCACACAGGGGCCGAGCGGGGCCUCAAGUCCAUGCAGCCGAAGCACCCAGAGAACUGCUUCAUCUGUGGGAUCUUCCGGAUCUCGGUGCACUGCGUGACGUGUCUGCAGGGUCUGUGUUCAGAGUGCGACAAACUCUACCACAGCGGAGCGGAGCGAGGGGGCCACCAGCGGAGCCGAGUCACCGCCACACUGCCCCCUGGAGCCAAGAGCAGGAAACACAGCAGCUCCUCGUCCUGGAAGUGCUCGCUCUGCUCCAGGACAAACUCCAGCCAUGAGGUCCUGUGUGAGGAUUGUGAGAACCCUCGACGAGGCCUCAGCGGGGGGCCGGCAGCCGAGGAGAAGCCCCCCUCGUCCAUCAGCGAAUGGCAGUGUAAAAGCUGCACCGUGGUGAACGCCGCCUCCAGUGUGUUAUGUGAGGUGUGUGAGCGCCCCCGUCUGGCCACGCGCCCUCCUGUCACCCCCUCACACCCCCCCAUCACCCCCCCUCGCCCCCCCGCCCCGGUGCUGGGGAUGCCCGGAGACCCAGACAGCCAGUGGGUCUGUCAGUUCUGUACGUACCUGAACUACUCCCCGGCCACAGUGUGUGAGAUGUGUGACCUGCCCCGACCGGAGCCCCCUCCUCUGAACCGUCGCCCCCCCUCCCCAGUGAGGCGUGUCCCAGCGCUGUCCGUCAAAUCCAAAGAGCCCGCCCCCGAGAGCCAGGACAGCCGACGGCAGAGGGUCCAGAGGGAGGAGGGGCUACGGCUCAUACAGCUGAUCCGGGAGGGGGAGAAGAAAGGCCUGAGUCCGGAGGAGGUCUACACCAGCCUCCGCGUGUCCCAGGAUCCUCAGCCCUGGAAGUGGAUCAAGUCAGACCUGCCUCGAGUCCUGGCCCGGAUCCAAGCUCUGGUCACCACGGCAACGGACCGAGGGCGGAGCCACGGCAUUCAUGACUCAAAGUGGAGUGGGCUGGGCGAGCGAGGAAUUCAUAUCUCUAAAGCUGAGGCUAAACAUGCCUGGCUGUCAGCAGGGGGCGAUGUGGAGCGGGCCGCGACACAGGCGCUGAGGGACCGGCAGGCAAAGGUGGAGGAGUUGGGUUCUCUGGGGUUCUCUGACAUCCUUCAGGUGCAGGACGUGCUGAGCCAGGCAGGGGGUCAACUCAGGGGGGCUCUGGCCCUGCUGCAGAGGUCCAAACUGGAGCCUUUUCAUGACCGGAUCUGGAGCGACGCCCCGGAGCCUCCUGUGGACGUGCACCACCCCGACAAAGAUCGGAUCUGUCGCCGCCUCUUGGCACUGUACGAGCUCCCAAGCUGGGGCCGCUGCGAGCUGGCCCUGUCCCUGCUGCUGGAGCACAGCGCCCCCUACGCCCUGGACGAUGUGGUGCAGGCCGUCAAGGAGUCCCAUGACCGAGAGUUCAUCAAGAGGGUCCUGGCCAAAGAGUGUCCCAUCUGCCUGUCGGUAUUUCCUCACAGUAAAAUGCAGUCCUUGACCUCCUGCCAAUGCUCGGUCUGCUGUGGGUGCUUCCAGCAGCACUUCACCAUCGCUGUCCGGGACAAACACAUCCGGGACAUGGUGUGUCCCGUGUGCUGGGAGCCGGACAUCAACGACCCAGAGACCCUCAACAGCUACUUCUCCACUCUGGACAUCCAGCUGCGCGAGUGUCUGGAGCCCGAGGUGUACGAGCUCUUCCACAAGAAGCUCACGGAGCAGGCUCUAAUCAAGGACCCCAAGUUCCUCUGGUGCUGUCACUGCUCGUACGGCUUCAUCUAUGACGGAGACCAGCUCAAAGUCACAUGUUUCCAGUGUCGCAACAGCUUCUGCGCCCAGUGCAAGAAACCGUGGGAGUCUCAGCACACCGGUCUGACCUGUGAGCAGUUCCAGACCUGGAAGAGGGAGAACGACCCUGAGUACCAGAGACAAGGCCUGGCCGGGUUUCUGCGGGACAACGGCAUCACGUGUCCAAACUGCCGGUUCCAGUACGCUCUGUCCAAAGGCGGCUGUAUGCAUUUCUGCUGCUCCCAGUGCAGAUACCAGUUCUGCAGUGGCUGCAACAACCCCUUUCAUACUACUUGUGCUGUGGAUGAGUGCAGUGUGUCGGGGCUCCACGCUCAUCACCCCAGAGACUGUCUGUUCUACCUGAGGGACUGGGAGCCCUCCAGACUGCAGGCCCUGCUCCAGAAUAAUGGAGUGACCUUCAACACGGAGGCUCCUCCCGGGACACAGACCGGUCAGUGCGGCGUCCUGGAGCAGAAGGAUGAGGGGGGGCAGCAGUCGGACUCAGCCUGUGGAGCCCAGACGCAGGACGGACACGCCGGCCUCUGCGAGAAACAUUACCGGGAGUACCUGGUCAGUCUCAUCAACAGCAGCUCUCUGGACCCGGCUCCUCUCUUCACCUCCACAGAGCUGCUGCUGGCCUGCAGGAGGUACAAGGUGGAGGAGGCGCGGAGAGACGGGGAGGACAAUCUGGCCUUCUACACACGCCUGCUCGAGAAACUCAUGGACGAGGUUCCUCUGGGCGACAAAGUGCCACGAAAAAAACCCUGA
Knipowitschia caucasica is the source of this 6129-nucleotide messenger RNA. Lineage: Eukaryota; Metazoa; Chordata; Actinopteri; Gobiiformes; Gobiidae. The record is from the annotation of a GenBank genome assembly.